AUGUCCUUCCUCGGCGGCCCAGAAUGCUCCACCGGCAGCAACCCUCUCGCCCAAUUCCAGAAACAAACCGGAGCCGACACAUCCCUCCAACGUGACCGCCUCACCUCACGACCACAGCAGUACGGUGGCUUUCGAACACAACAGCAAGCUGGACCAGGCGAUCAAGCCUUUCAGGAUUUCCAGCAGCAGGGUCCUGGGUUUGCUGAGCAGUUGCCUGCUGAUGCGGCGUAUUUGGAGCAGUUGGAGCGGGAACAUGCUCAGAUCGUCGCUGCUGGUGGCGGAGGCGGAGGUGGCGGCGGUGGAUGGGCUGGCGAGUUCGCCAAGCAGCCCAUGGGUAAUGGGUUCCAACCUGAGUUGUUCCAACAGCAGAGCCGGGAAGCGGGUUUCAGUCCCCAAGACUUUGCCAAUUUCCGGUCUCACCAGCAGGGUCCUAUCCAGCGGGAUACGCAGAGUCCGCUAGCGCAGCAAAACUCGAUGUAUCAACGUCCGCCUAUGUACGGCUCUACUUUCGGCGGUGGUGGCGGUGGAUUCGGCAUGCAGAGGCCGAUGAUGUUUCAACAGAACCAGUCUAUGUUUAAUCAAGGUGCUCAGCAGCAGCAACAGUAUGAGGGGAAAGGGAAGGGGAGGGUUCAGGAGCUGAGCGAUACGGAUUGGGAGAAGCAGUUUGAGGAGUUGAGUACGCAGGACAAAGAGCAGGAUCUGGAUCAACUUGAUACGGAGGCUGAGGAGGCGAUUGAGGCGGAACUGAACCAGAUGGAUAGCGGCUUCGGCAAUUUCGAGGACAUCUGGAAGACUUAUCAGGCAGAGACUAACGCGGCCAGGGAUAUGCUCGCCGAUGACGAACUGGGCCAUAUGGGCGAUUACGAUGAAUGGAAAGAUUUCGACGGCCUCGGGCAUGACUUUGACGGGAUGAGGACGUUUACCUCGCAGGGCCCGGAACUAGGGAACUAUUUGUUUGAGGAGAAUAAUUUGUUUGAGAACACACCGAAUGCUUUCGAGGAAGGAAUGAAGAUCAUGCGUGAAGGUGGGAAUCUGAGCUUAGCGGCUCUGGCGUUCGAGGCGGCGGUGAAGAGGGAGCCGGAGUUUGCGGAGGCAUGGGUCGCUCUUGGCGGUGCGCAGGCGCAGAAUGAGAAGGAGUCGCCUGCUAUUCGGGCUAUGGAGCAAGCGCUCAAGAUCGACCCGAAUAAUCUUGAUGCGCUUAUGGGGUUGAGUGUGAGCUAUACGAAUGAGGGGUAUGAUACUCUUGCCUACCGGACGUUGGAGAGGUGGGUUGGAGUCAAGUACCCUCAACUUGGUGUUACGCCACGCGGUCUUGGGGAUGAGGGAGAGAUGGAAGAGGAGAUUGGAUUCACGGACCGCCAUAUUCUGCAUGAGAAGGUCACGAAUUUGUUUCUCGAAGCGGCACAGAUGAAUCCUGAUGGCGCGGAGUUGGAUGUAGAUGUCCAGGUUGGGUUGGGCGUGCUGUUUUAUGGCAGUGAGGAUUAUGAUAAGGCGGUUGAUUGCUUUACCGCUGCCUUGAACAGCGCACACCAUGGUACAUUGAAGCGGGAAGGGGAGGAGCAUCUCCUUUGGAAUCGACUGGGUGCUACUUUGGCGAACAGUGGGAGGAGUGAGGAGGCUAUUGGGGCUUAUUCAAGGGCUUUGGACCUCCGGGCUAAUUUCGUGAGGGCGAGGUAUAACCUGGGAGUGUCCUGCAUCAAUUUGGGCGUCCUGGAACAAGCGGCCGGACAUCUACUCGGUGCACUUUCUAUGCAUCGUGUCCUGGAGCGCGAGGGUCGAGAUAAGGCGGCGGAGUUGCUCAAAGAUGGCAGUGGUAAUAACGUGGACGAUCGCGCCGUGGAAGAUCUGCUUCAGCAAAACCAGAGCACAAACCUCUACGAUACCCUUCGCCGUGUCUUUACUCAGAUGUCGAGGCGGGAUCUGGCAGAGGGUGUGGGGCCGGAUAUGAAUCUUGAUGCGUUGAGAGGGGAGUUUGAUUUCUAA
Messenger RNA from Recurvomyces mirabilis, 1983 nucleotides. RefSeq names its product Peroxisomal membrane signal receptor PTS1 (gene PEX5). Bases 1 to 1983 code for a protein of 660 amino acids. The record is from RefSeq and is a predicted model, not a curated record. Gene Ontology annotation, molecular function: protein binding. The transcript has 2 exons. Lineage: Eukaryota; Fungi; Ascomycota; Dothideomycetes; Mycosphaerellales; Teratosphaeriaceae. Gene Ontology annotation, biological process: protein import into peroxisome matrix, docking. Gene Ontology annotation, cellular component: cytosol; peroxisomal membrane.